AUGUCGACUCCCGCAAAAAGAAGGCUUAUGCGUGAUUUCAAGAGGAUGCAGCUGGACGCCCCCUCGGGUGUCUCUGCCUCUCCUCUCCCUGAUAACGUCAUGUCCUGGAAUGCCGUAAUCAUAGGCCCAGCUGAUACACCAUUUGAAGACGGAACCUUCAAGCUUGUGCUACAGUUUGAUGAACAAUACCCCAACAAACCUCCUUCCGUUAAAUUCAUGAGUGAAAUGUUCCAUCCCAACGUUUACGCCAGUGGCGAAUUGUGUCUAGAUAUUUUGCAGAACAGGUGGUCUCCUACCUACGACGUUUCGAGCAUUUUGACGUCAAUCCAAUCAUUACUUAACGACCCCAACAUUCUGUCGCCAGCCAACGUGGAAGCAGCUAAUUUAUACAAGGACCACCGGUCGCAGUACAUCAAGAGAGUGAGAGAAACUGUGGAAACAAGCUGGAACGAAGACGAUGAUGACGACGACGACGAGGAUGACGAUGAUGAUGAUGAAUAG
Molecule: messenger RNA, 501 nt
Organism: Candidozyma pseudohaemuli
Lineage: Eukaryota; Fungi; Ascomycota; Pichiomycetes; Serinales; Metschnikowiaceae
Gene: RAD6
Product: E2 ubiquitin-conjugating protein
Exons: 1
Coding region: 1-501 (166 amino acids)
Biological process (GO): protein polyubiquitination; DNA repair; proteasome-mediated ubiquitin-dependent protein catabolic process
Cellular component (GO): HULC complex
Molecular function (GO): ubiquitin conjugating enzyme activity
Source: RefSeq, a predicted model, not a curated record